CUCUCCAGCCUGGGUGAUUCUUGGGUGAGACAACGAGCUCUUCAAGUGAACUCCCAACAGUAUGAGAAUCGAGGCUCGGGCGGACAGUCGGCAAGUGUUUUGUGCUCUCCACCAGCAGACCCUGAAAACUUCCUCAAGGCCCCCACUUUUUGUGCCAAUCUUCGCAAGAGAGACAAUCUGCAGUGUUCAAUUGUGUGAUUCGGUUCAGUUUAAUUGACUGCACAGCCUCAGAAAAAGCGCAAUCUGUGAAAUCUCAAGCUCUUCCAUAUGAAUAAAUCACUGUGACGACUCUCGCGAUCAUUCAAGUGACACCGUUUGUAGUUGAAUAUCCGUGACAAGAUCAUCGAAGGCGGAAUGGAUGGAAUUAAAGUAAUCUUAGCCAUUCUUGGGAUCAUGUGUCUCACGCUCGCCCAUGACGUGGCUGAUUUGGACGACAGACUGAUAUUUCCGGGGGAAGUGAGUAUCCCUGAGCAUUCGCCAGCUUACAAAUCCUCAAUAACUUCGCGCCAAACCAGCGGUUCCAUCAGUGACAUUGUGAUAACGCAGCAGAAUGAGCAGCAAGACCAAAUUAAUAAGUAUCUCUCCUCGGGGGCUUUCCCCCUGCCCAACACACCACAGAAGCCCCAGCAGCCCCCGCAGGGUGCCUUCAGGCCACAAUCCCCGAGUGAGCAAUUCGAGGCGGAACAACAGAGACACAGACUCGAGCAGGAGAGAAUCCAGCAGGAGCAGCAGCGAUUCCAGGAGGAGCAGCGAAUCCGCCAGGAGGAGCUGCACCGCCAGCAGGCUCAGAAGCAGUACUUCCCGCAGCCGGCGGAGCAGAAAUCUCCCGGUGCUGGCGGGGAGAACUAUAUCGAUCCCCUGAACUUCCAAUUGCCGCACACACCGAAUCGCAUCACGCAGCGGCCACACCAGGCGAGCGAGAGUGACGCGAUUACCUCCUUUGCCUGGAGAUUAUUCAAAGGAAUCAAGCCUCCAAAUCGGCACACCAACAUCAUCGUGAGCCCUCUUCUCACCCAAUUGUCCCUGUCUCUGCUGGAGGGCGGCGCUGAAGGUUACUCACGAGAGCAAAUACAAGCAGCUGUGCAAUCAUCCCCGGAUCUCUUGGCUCAUGUUGUGCGCACCCUGAAGAACACCCACGCGACCACGAGCUUGGAAUACUCAGCUGCGCUCUUUGUCUCCAACUACCUUAAAAUCAAUGGAUCAUUCGCCCAGAGGGCAAAACAGGCUGGCUCAGACGUUGUUCCGGUGGAUUUCCCCAAUCAAUCGGCCGCCAUCAAACAAAUAAAUGGCUGGAUUGGCCAGGCGACGCGAAAUUACAUUCCCAACUUCCUGGACAGCAGUACACAAACCCAAGGAAUUGACUUGUUGCUCGCUAAUGCUGUCUUCUUUAAGAGCGUGUGGAAAUAUCCCUUCAACGAGACCUUCAAAGGAGACUUCAACUACAAAGAUGGUCGUCGAGGCCAAGUGAACUACAUGCGAGUGGCCAAGCACAUGAGGACUGGAUCAGUCCAGCAAGGCAUCUCUGGACCCUCUGGUGGGCUAAGAUGGGUGGAAAUUCCAUAUGCGGGAGGAGAAUUUUCCAUGAUCCUGAUCGUACCUCAGAACCAAAACACUCUCGAAGAACUCAUCAGAGUGAUGACGCCGAGUCACUUGGCCAGCAUUAUCGAUGAAUUGGAGUUUGCCAUGACGCACAUUGUGAAGCUGCAGAUGCCCAAAUUCCAUCUCAAGUCACGUGUUGCCCUGGCAAAGUCUCUCCUCGAGAUGGGAAUCAGCAACAUUUUCACCAGCCAAUCGAAUUUACCCUAUAUCGCCUUGAACGCUCCAGUGGCCCGGGUUACUGACUGCAUUCAGCAUGCUGUUCUCAAUGUUGACGAAUUGGGCACCGUUGCCACGGCCGUGAACAGUUUCUCAGUCAUCACGCUCAGCAUCAGCGUCCCAGACCCAGAGAUUACAUUCACCGUGGACGAACCCUUCCUCGCGCUCAUUGUAGAUAAGAGACAGAAGGUGCCACUAUUCAUCAGCAAGAUCUACAAUCCUUGAAACUAGUUUAUCCAAAAUAUAUCGCAUUUUAAAUGUAGAUUUGUAGGAGAUUAAGCUUACAUAUGUGAAAAUAAAUAUGAGAUUUCA
Molecule: messenger RNA, 2127 nt
Organism: Phlebotomus argentipes
Lineage: Eukaryota; Metazoa; Arthropoda; Insecta; Diptera; Psychodidae
Product: serine protease inhibitor-like
Exons: 5
Coding region: 355-2040 (561 amino acids)
Molecular function (GO): serine-type endopeptidase inhibitor activity
Source: RefSeq, a predicted model, not a curated record